UCGAACUUUUUGUUCUCUAUCAGUUUGUGGACCAACUUAUUAUACAUAUUUUACACAACCUGGGGUGUAACGCUCACUCCCCCUCUAACAUGCCCCUCUCGUCACCAUUCCUCUUACAAAUUAUUCAUUAACUAAUGAGCGUGAUGAGUUUGCGCUCAGCUUAAAAUAUUUCAUUGAAACUUGAUAAAUAACGAUCUAUUAGAUAAAAAUUACAGCAUGUCACGUAUAUAUCAGUAAAACAAUAUAGGGGUUAGUUCAAGUAUGGUUACCUUGGUAAAAAUAAUAAAUAAAUAUAUUUUGUAGACCCCCAGCAGAACCAAUUUAGUAAUAAAUUGCGCGGGAAAGUCCCUGGGCCUAGUCCUGGGAAUCGUAGCGCGCGUAAUUAUUUCAACCAAUCAGAGUGCAAGUUCUUUCCCCACCGCGAAGCUCAGUUGUCGGGGCUUCCAUCAAGACUGGAGUAACGAAAUUUUCAUUACAAAACCGACCAAACUUACCUCGAAAAUAGAAAAGAAAACAUUUUAGAGUCAAACUUUACACCAUUGCACAUGAGCGAAACUGUAAAGAAUUGUUGAAUGUCUUACAUUAUAGCAAAAACUAUUUGCGAUUUUUCUAUGUGACUUGGCCAACCUCAGCUCAACAAAGUCUUGACGUUUUCAAGCAGGGCGAAGAUUGUUCAUGACAAGUACGGCCAGUAUCUGGGUUCUUAAAUAUUUGCUACGGGGAAUUUUACAUUAUCAAUCAUUUUAAACUAUCUGACUUGUAUGCAUCGGUCGUCGUCUACUCAUGACUACUGCGAGCGAGAAUGAGGGAAAUCCUUGGAAAGACCACGAUAUUGGCAUAAAAUCGAUAGAAAACGGUACUACUGCUUUACAAAAUGCUUCAGGGCCUUCACAAGACAAAAAUGUUAAAGUUUUUAUAAAUGGUUUAAAAAGAGCUCCCGAUACUAAGCCGCAUCUUUCACAGUUGCAGGUUAUGUCAAACAUGUCUAGUAAGCAAACUCAACCUGUUGGCAUGGUUGAACCAAAAGUUGAAGUUGUUGAGCAACAAUUUACAAGUCCAACUGUAAUUUCUACCAAACUUUCACCAAUGAUUUUACCAAAAACGGUACCAACAUCACCAAUGGUAUUAGGAACAUCUUCACCACACACUCAUAUUAGUGUAACUACUCCUCAACAAUUUAUUGUUGCUUCACCUGCUGGAGCUUGGUCCAGUGGUGAAAGCUUCUCUGGUGGGCGUAAAAGAGGAUUAGACACGGAUGAAUCACCUGAUAAUGUUGAAAGAAAAAAGCGUGGUAAACGAAUACUUACUGGCCCUAAAACUCCUAACGAUAAAGUUGGCAAAGGAUUACGUCAUUUCUCGAUGAAAGUUUGUGAAAAAGUCCAACAAAAGGGAACGACAUCUUACAACGAGGUUGCUGAUGAACUUGUGCAAGAGUUUAGCGAUCCUGAAAAACACGCAAGUCCUGCUGAGCAGCAAUAUGACCAGAAAAAUAUCAGAAGGCGAGUUUAUGACGCUCUCAAUGUCCUUAUGGCGAUGAAUAUUAUUUCAAAAGAAAAAAAAGAAAUCAAAUGGAUAGGAUUACCGACUAACUCAGCUCAAGAAUGUCAACAUCUCGAGGCUGAGAGAGCUGAAAAAGUAGCAAGAAUCAAACAGAAAACCACGCAACUUCAAGAGUUGAUAUUACAGCAAAUUGCGUUUAAAAAUUUGGUGAAAAGGAACAAAAAAACAGAGGAAGAAAAAGGAGUACCUCGUUCCGAUACAACAAUUCAUCUUCCUUUCAUAAUCGUGAACACGAGCAAGAAAACCGUCAUCGAUUGUAGUAUCUCUAAUGAUAAGUUUGAAUAUCUAUUUAACUUCGACAACAGAUUUGAAAUUCAUGAUGAUAUCGAAGUUUUAAAACGAAUGGGAAUGGCAUUUGGUUUGGAAAAGACAAAUUGUAAAGAAAGUGAUGUAGAAAUUGCAAAGACUAUGGUGCCAAAAGCGUUAGAACCUUAUGUUACAGAUCUUGCUAAGAAUGGGCCAUGUGGUUUAGGAUCAACAGGAAUUACACCUGCAACUCCAACAAAACCAACCUCUCCACGUUCAUCCAGUGUUCACACACCUGUGAAAUCAUCACCAUUAGCAAUACCUGGCAAGUCAAACCCUAUUGUGAACGGAGUAAAAACACCCACAGGACCAAGGGCUACCACACCUUUACUUAGUUCAUGUCCAUCGUCACCCACAGGUACACCUCAUACUGAUUCUGAAUCAUCACGUGAUGGAUUUGGUGAUGGUGAUCGUACAACCAAGUAGUUUAUCAUUGAUGCUCUGAAAUAUUUUGAUUCAGUAACAUUUUGCAUUGAAUCAUGAAUAAUGGUCAUAAACGAGGAUGUAACCACUAAUUUAUGAAUCUAACAUGGUGCUCCCAACCUUUAGUGGUAUUUGUAUUUAGGAAAAUGGGAUGCGCAUAUAAAGUGCAUUGGUACAGAUUUCAUUCUCCCAACUAUUCUCCUGGAGUAUUUUGUUGCGAGAGUAAAUUGACGAACUGUAUAUGUCAGGCUCACAGGCUUAGUGUUAGCACUUGUCUCUACUGUAAUAUUGCAAUGAGGUGCCCUUAGUUGAGUUCACUAUGAGUGAUGUUACUUGAACAACAUUGCCAAUAUCACUUGAAAUAACAAAAAACUAUAUUUUCUGCUACAUGCCUUUUGACAGAUUUCAAUCAUAAUAAAGCUAAUGGUGCUUUCAAAACUUACAAAUCAUAAGAGAUCGCUAUUCAUUUAUUUAACUAGAAUCAUUUUGUAUGAGUUUGUCAUUUACUUUCAAAUGCGUUAUUUGAAUCCAGCUGUUUUUUAUUAUUGUACAGUACGUUCUUAAACAAUACCUUAUGAAACACCAAAAUAUGAUGAUUUUUGCUGAAACAAAUAUUGUGCAUAAGGUACACAUCUACAAUUGACAGUUCAAUACAUUCUUGCAUUGCAAUUAACUGAGGUCAUUGCAAUUAACUGAGGUCAUUGCAAAGGUCAAACAAGUUGAUCAAACACAAAAAGUAAUCAUAAUGUUGGUGGUGUAUAUUUUUAGUUUGAAUAUAGUGUGAUUAAUUACUACAUAUAUAACAAAUAAGUCCUUUGUAGAUGUUUAAAAGGAAGUAAUUGACUUCUAAGUCAUAGUUGUUGACUCAGGCAAAUACUCUUGUAAAUUAUGAAAAUACCAAUAAUAAUGUAGCCUAUCCAUGGUGUUUUAUUGAAUUACAUAUCGACACAAGUAAACCUCUAUGUUUGAAUAUUGUGUCCAAUUUUAUAUAGUAUAAAUAAGUACAUAUUAUAACUCCAAUCUAUAUUCAGCUACAUGAAAAGAUUGAUCUGCAACAAAUAUACUAUCUUUUACAAAUGAA
Messenger RNA from Xenia sp. Carnegie-2017, 3370 nucleotides. RefSeq names its product transcription factor Dp-1-like. Lineage: Eukaryota; Metazoa; Cnidaria; Anthozoa; Malacalcyonacea; Xeniidae. Gene Ontology annotation, cellular component: nucleus; transcription regulator complex. Bases 784 to 2292 code for a protein of 502 amino acids. Gene Ontology annotation, biological process: regulation of transcription by RNA polymerase II; regulation of cell cycle. The record is from RefSeq and is a predicted model, not a curated record. Gene Ontology annotation, molecular function: RNA polymerase II transcription regulatory region sequence-specific DNA binding; DNA-binding transcription factor activity, RNA polymerase II-specific. The transcript is spliced from 14 exons.